This is a messenger RNA of Meira miltonrushii, 1520 nucleotides long. RefSeq names its product NAD(P)-binding protein. The coding region runs from base 101 to 1324 and encodes 407 amino acids. The transcript has a single exon. The record is from RefSeq and is a predicted model, not a curated record. Lineage: Eukaryota; Fungi; Basidiomycota; Exobasidiomycetes; Exobasidiales; Brachybasidiaceae.
CGAAUUUGCUUGCCGACAGGAACACAAGUGCAUUUCUGAUGAAAAGAGACCCUAGCCACCACUACUCAUUCUUUACACCAUCAUACCGUCACUCUCUCAAAUGUCACCAGCAACAACAACAAAAGGCUCUACAAACGUUCUUGAUACGCAUUGCCAAGGAGCAGGCUUAUCAAAAUCCACCAAACCAUGGAGUAAAGCAUAUCGAAGAUUUCGUCAAUUUGAAGGAUUAGGAUUGGAUUCAACGUAUUCAAUUCAUUUACCAAGAUCAUUACCUCCUCGUAUAGAUCUUAAAGGUAAAAAUGUAAUCAUUUCAGGAAGCAAUUCAGGUAUUGGUUUAGAAGCUGCUUAUGUUUUCGCUUUAUGGGGUGCAAAUGUUAUCUUGGCAUGUAGACCAAAUGUGCCUGUAUAUGAAUUGAGUCCUGCAGAUGCUUGUCGGGAAAUCGUUAAUCGUGGUUCGGGAAACAUUGAUCCAAAACAGUUGGAAGUUUGGGAUUUAGACUUGUCAAGCUUCAAAAGUGCGGAAGAAUUGGGUAAAAGAUGGUUGCAAACAGGAAAACCUUUGGAUUAUUUGAUCAAUAAUGCUGGUCUAUCUUCUCCAAAAUACAUCAAGACUGAAGAUGGUUUCGAAUUAACAAGAUCUGUCAAUUAUUUGGGUCAUUGUCUUUUAUCUCUCAUCCUUCUUCCAGCAAUGAAGAAAGCACAAGCUCCUAGGAUCGUAAAUACUUGUUCAUGUUUCCAUUAUCAAGGCGAUCUUGAUUUCUCAAAUUUGGAUUAUGAAAAAUCUGAUGGACAAGUUCGUGGACCGGGAGGCGUUCAAGCAUAUUGCGAUACGAAAUUACAACAUCUCAUGUGGACUAAAGAGUUACAAGUUCGACUAUCCGAAAGUGAUGAAUAUCGACAUGUAGUCGUAAAUGGCGUUCAUCCUGGUUUUAUCGGCAGUAAUAUUUGGAAAGCACCCGGAAUAUCUGAUCUAGCAUGGCCACAACCGCAAUUGCUCAACUGGCUCGUUUCAUCCUUAAGUGUGAGCACUCAACAAGGUUCACUCUGCUUGUUGUACGGCGCUCUACAUCCUAGCUUCGGUUUGAGACCAUCUGAACUGGAAAAGUUGCCAAAGAAUGCUUCUGCAAAUACAGCUAUUGCUAAAGGUUUGACAGCUCAAGUCGGUGGCCAUUACAUCCAACGCGAUCGUGCAGAGAUUCCACGUCCCGAAUGUUCAGAUCGUUUAGCACGGUCGAGGUUAUGGCAAAGAACGUUGGAAGAUAUCAAAGCUGAACAACGCGGAUUGGCAAGUGACCUUCCAGGACAUCCUGUCGAUCUUUUCUGAAUGUACACGUUUCGAUUCUGAAAGUAGCUGGGAAUGCGAAAAUAAAAUUACAUUUUGUAGAUAUAUCAUUCACAGACUUUCUCCGCAAUUCACCCAAUUCUUAUCAAAGAAUUUAAUCUUGCGUGAAACGCUUGCCUAUCGGUAAGACCAGCUUUGCUGAUGAUUGUACUGCUGUAAAAGGCAAUAAUGUUCAUUC